Molecule: messenger RNA, 3502 nt
Organism: Symphalangus syndactylus (siamang)
Lineage: Eukaryota; Metazoa; Chordata; Mammalia; Primates; Hylobatidae
Gene: MBD3
Product: methyl-CpG binding domain protein 3
Biological process (GO): negative regulation of transcription by RNA polymerase II; DNA methylation-dependent constitutive heterochromatin formation
Cellular component (GO): nucleus
Molecular function (GO): methyl-CpG binding
Source: RefSeq, a predicted model, not a curated record
AAACCUGGUCUCUACUAAAAAUACAAAAAUUAGCCAGGUGUGGUGGCGGGCACCUGUACUCCCAGCUACUCAGGAGGCUCAGGCAGGAGAAUCACUUGAACCUGGGAGGUGGAGGUUGCAGAGAGCCAAGAUGGAGCCACUUCACUCCAGCCUGGGCGACAGAGUGAGACUCCAUCUCAAAAAAAAAAAAUUAGCCAGGCGUGGUGGCUUGUGCCUGUCGUCCUGGCUACUUGGGAGACUAAGGUGGAAGGAUCACCCUAGCCCAGGAGUUCAAGGUUGCAGUGAGCGGUGAUUGAGCCACUGCAUUCCAGCCUGGGCGGCAGUGAGACCCUAUCUCCAAAAGGAAAGAAACGAAGUCCCGUCCCUAUCAGCAGCCACUCCACAUCCCGCACCCCAGUCUCUGGCACUAUGCAUCCCCUUCCUGUCUCUGAAUUAUCCUGUUUUAGACAUUUCAUAGAAAGGGGAUCACACACUGUGUGGCCUUUUGUGUCUGGCGUCUCUCACUGAGUGUGACGUCCUUAAGGUGCAUCCACGCUGUGGCCUGUGUCAGAGCCUCGCUCCUUUUCAUGGCUGAGUCGUGUCCCAUCGUGUGGAUGGGCGUUUGUCCGUUCAUCCAUUGAAGGCGUCUGGGCUGCUUCCACCUUCUGGCUCCUGGGGACAUCCGUGUAGAAGCGAUGGUGUGGAUGUGUGCUCAUUUCUUGGGCAGAUACCUAAGAGUGGCGUGGCCGGGUCAUCCGGAAACUCGGUGAAGAGCUGUCAGGCUUUUCCAACAUGGUUGUUCCAUCUUACAUCCCAACCAUGAUGGUGAUGUGUUGGGUUGGGUGCUUGUCAUCCUGUAGUGUGACCACAUGUGACACACAGGGCAACCCAUAGGUGGGUGUCCUUAUGUCCUGGAGAGGAUGAGUUGCCGGCACUUGUCUGUGGCAGGCUGAGCGCAGAGCCCUGUGUCUGAGAGCAGGUCUGUGUUUACCUGGCUGCCUUGUUGCGAGCUCUGCAGUCGGGUUAUGCCCAAGCAGCUGUUAGGGCCUGGCCCCAGAUGUUAGAACGAGACCCCUUCCCAGUCUGGCCCUGCUGCUGUAACCCCAAGGUGGAAGGAGAUUGCUUUUAGGGCUCUCCCUCACAUACCUGUUCCCCGUGGGGUCUUUUCUCAAGAAUGUGACCUAAAUUCCAUUUCUGGAAUGUUCUGGAAAUGUGAGCCAUCCUCCCAGAGCCGGGGCCCAAACUCCUGUAGCCCGAGCGGGAAGAAGUUCCGCAGCAAGCCGCAGCUGGCGCGCUACCUGGGCGGCUCCAUGGACCUGAGCACCUUCGACUUCCGCACGGGCAAGAUGCUGAUGAGCAAGAUGAACAAGAGCCGCCAGCGCGUGCGCUACGACUCCUCCAACCAGGUCAAGGGCAAGCCUGACCUUAACACGGCGCUGCCCGUGCGCCAGACGGCGUCCAUCUUCAAGCAGCCGGUGACCAAGAUUACCAACCACCCCAGCAACAAGGUCAAGAGCGACCCGCAGAAGGCGGUGGACCAGCCGCGCCAGCUCUUCUGGGAGAAGAAGCUGAGCGGCCUGAACGCCUUCGACAUUGCUGAGGAGCUGGUCAAGACCAUGGACCUCCCCAAGGGCCUGCAGGGGGUGGGACCUGGCUGCACGGAUGAGACGCUGCUGUCGGCCAUCGCCAGCGCCCUGCACACUAGCACCAUGCCCAUCACGGGACAGCUUUCGGCCGCCGUGGAGAAGAACCCUGGCGUGUGGCUCAACACCACGCAGCCCCUGUGCAAAGCCUUCAUGGUGACCGACGAGGACAUCAGGAAGCAGGAAGAGCUGGUGCAGCAGGUGCGGAAGCGGCUGGAGGAGGCACUGAUGGCCGACAUGCUGGCACAUGUGGAGGAGCUGGCCCGUGAUGGCGAGGCCCCACUGGACAAGGCCUGCGCUGAGGACGACGACGAGGAGGACGAGGAGGAUGAGGAGGAGGAGCCCGACCCGGACCCAGAGAUGGAGCACGUCUAGGGCAGAGGCCCUGCCGAGAGCCCGUGCUGCCCGCUGGAGCCGCCUGCAGACGCGGCCCUCGGCCCCACGUGAACCAGGCUCGGCGGCCGAGCCCAGCCCUGGAGACACCCAGGAGGAAGGCCGUGCUGCUGGCUCCCUCCUCUGCCCGUCCCCACUUCCUGGGGCCUUGGGGCACACAGCUGGGGCUGCCCCCACCUGAAAGACCCUCCACGCUCGUCCUCUACAGGGUCCGGCUUCGGGAAGUGUGGGUGCUCCUGGGCCCUGUCUGGCUCCCUACAACCUCGGGGCUCGAGACCAGCUCCUCUCCACGCCCACUGUCCCAGCUCCUUGAGACUGGAGAGCAGCCAGCAGGUGCCCGGCAGCUCGGCGCCAAGGAUCACUGACAGCUGGGAGGGUUUCUCGGUCUGAAGGCGUAGUUUUGAAACUCACAUCAUCCACUGUGCAGCGUGAGGACGGGACUGGUCUGCUGUGGGGGACGUGCAGGACGGUGCCACCCUCUGCCCUGCCACGCGGCUGGUGGCGCCACAGACCCUCACCGUGCCUGAGUGGCAUGCCCAGGAGGCCGCUCUCCUUCAGUAAAUCUAACAGUCGAGGCACGUCAUUGGGCGGCCUUCCCGGUGUGCUGACGCCAGCCUUCGCUUUUGAAAACCAAACUCCACCUGCUGCCAGUCGGGGCUCGGUCGCCCGGCGCUGCCAGAAUGCUCCACUGCCAGCCGGCCCCCCUGCCUCGGUUUCCCUUCUGUUUAGUGGCGACACAGGCACCCAGCUUUGGGGUGGUGCUGACGCUCCCAGGGAUGCCAGGAGCCACUGGGACAGGGCGAGGCUCCCAGACGCCCCUCGAGGUGCCCGUCUCUCCAGGGAGCUUCUGGCCCAAGGCCGUCUGAGGGAUCUGCUCCUUAACCCCCAGUGCCUUGGUGAGGGCAGGUUCCAAGCCACAGACGCCUGCCCUGAGUGGACUCUGCGGCCAGUCCCUGGUGCCCUCCUGGCCCUGCUGCCCAGUGAGGGCUCCUACGGGUGGGUUCAUUGGCCUGGGCCCAGCGAGCCCCCACUUGCAUUGAUCUUAGGCCCAUAGAGAGGGCCUGUCUCGGCGCUGCCCCAGCCAGGAUCUGGUCGCUGUCCCGGCGGGGACUGAUGGGCAGAGUCGCCCCUGUGGUUGGACUGUGACCAUCCCUGAUGGGGCCUGACUGCGGGAGCUGAGGAAGCGCCGCUCCGCCGUCUGCCCUCCAAGGACACCCGUGGGGGCAGUGGGCUGGCAGCUUCCUGCUGCUCCCUGUCAGAGUCAAAGCACAAAUCCUCGGGACGGGCUUAAGGGCCAGGGCAGCCGAGGAAAGCUCCAGGUGGGGACUGCGUCUUCCUGGGGUCGGUGCCCACUGGCCAGGACCCUUUGCCGGCCCGAGGUCCCCAGGUGCUGCGGUGGGGCGGCCUCCCCUCUGUCUGCCUGGUGGAGGGAGCCGUGGGCGUGGGGACGUGACUGAAUAAAGCCACCGUGAGUGGAUGUGCUUGGA